CCCUGAGCCGGGCCAGAGGGGGCUCCCGGAGGAGCUCUGGGCUCUAAGUCCCAGCCCCUCAGAGGAGGCGGGCAGCCCAGGCUCCACAGCCAGAGGCUUCUCAGCUCCGAGCUCCGGAGCCAGAUGUAACAUUGACCUUAAAUGGUAAAAGCUCCCCAGAGUGAAGAGAGGCUGGCCAGAGGAGGAAGAGGGAAUAACUCAGUUUUAGCCUGCGGAGCCCAGGCCUCUUGGAGCAUCUUUUGGGCUGACACAGCAGAGGUUCCGGGCACCCGUGGCCACUCCUGCCAGAAGGCUGCCAUGCCCCACAUUCCCGAGGACGAGGAGCCCCCCGGAGAGCCACAGGCAGCCCAGAGCCCCACCGGCCAAGGCCCUCCCGCCACAGGAAUAUCUUGCAGUCCACCCACCAUCAUCCUGACUGGGGAUGCCAGCUCACUGGAAGGAGAAACUGACAAAAACCUGGCCAACAGAGCUCACAGUCCCCACCGGAGGCUUUCUCACCGACACUUGAAGGUUUCCACUGCUCCGCUGACUUCUGUGGACCCUGCAGGGCAUGUCAUUGACCUGGUAAAUGACAAGCUGCCAGACAUCAGCAUCUCAGAGGAGGACAAGAAGAAAAACCUGGCGCUGCUGGAGGAAGCCAAGUUGGUGAGUGAGCGGUUCCUGGCCCGCCGUGGGAGGAAGUCCAGGAGCAGCCCCGGAGACUCCCCAUCAGCUGUUUCCCCAAACCUCAGCCCCGGAGCUUCUCCUACACCCUCUCGGAGCAACUCACUCACCAUCCCCACGCUGCCUGGUUUGGAUACGUGCAGUGGUUCGCAGUCCCCUCUGCCCGGAGCACCAGCACAGAAGGGGGAUGAGGCCAACGUCUCUUCACUUCACCUCGGCGAGCCUAAUAUCCCCAAAGGGCUAGCUGACCGGAAGCAAAAUGACCAGAGGAAAGUGUCUCAGGGCAGGCUGACUCCUCGCUCUCCCACAGUUGAGAAGUCCAAAGAGAUUGCAAUAGAACAAAAGGAAAACUUUGACCCCCUCCAGUGCCCUGAGGUCGCACCCAAGGGCCCAGCUUCUGGCCCAGGCAGUGUGGGGAAAAUGGCUCUGAACAGCCCCCAGCCUGGCCCUGCUGAGAGUGAGCUGGACAAGCCGCUCCCGAAGACAGCCAGGGAGGGCAACCCUCUGCCCAGAAGUCCAGCCCAGAGCUCCGGAGGGUCAGCUCCCCUGGCACCCCAGGGUAAAGGCACAGCUGGAGAGCCAGUAGGGUCUAAGGUUGGCUUCAAAGCCGAGCUUCGGCCCCCUCCUUCCCGGCCGCCCCUGCUGCGAGGGGUCUCCUGGGACAGCGGCCCUGAAGAACCUGGCCCCCGGCUACAGCAAGUGCUUGCCAAGCUGCCCCUGGUUGAGGAAGAAAAGCGUUUUGCGGGCAAAGCUAGCAGCAAGCUGGCCAAGGUGCCUGGACUCAAAGACCUUCAGAUACAAGUGCAGCCCGUGCGGAUGCAGAAACUGACCAAGCUUCGUGAGGAGCACAUCUUGAUGAGAAAUCAGAACUUAGUGGGGCUCAAGCUUCCAGAACUUAGUGAAGCAGCGGAGCAGGAAAAAGGGCUGCCUUCUGAACUCUCCCCAGCUAUGGAGGAGGAGGAGCCAAAGAGUGGCUUGGACGUCAUGCCCAAUAUUUCUGAUGUGCUGCUGCGCAAACUGCGGGUCCACAAGUCUCUCCCUGGAAGUGCCCCUCCACUCACUGAAAAGGAAGUUGAGAACGUGUUUGUACAACUGUCCUUGGCCUUUAGAAAUGACAGCUAUACCCUGGAAUCUAGAAUUAACCAGGCUGAAAGGGAACGCAACCUGACAGAAGAGGACACCGAGAAGGAACUGGAAAACUUCAAAGCUUCCAUCACGUCUUCAGCUUCACUCUGGCACCACUGUGAGCACCGGGAGACCUAUCAGAAGCUGCUGGAGGACAUCGCUGUCCUGCACCGCCUAGCUGCCCGCCUCUCCAGCCGGGCUGAGAUGGUGGGGGCUGUCCGCCAGGAAAAGCGCAUGUCCAAGGCAACAGAGGUGAUGAUGCAAUACGUGGAGAACCUGAAGAGGACAUAUGAGAAGGACCAUGCGGAGCUCAUGGAAUUUAAAAAACUGGCGAAUCAGAAUUCAAGCCGCAGCUGCGGCCCCUCUGAAGACGGGGUCCCUCGCACAGCGCGGUCCAUGUCCCUCUCUCUGGGAAAGAACAUGCCCCGCCGGAGGGUGAGCGUUGCUGUGGUUCCCAAGUUUAAUGCCCUGAGCCUGCCCAGUCAGCCCCCAAGCUCAUCACCCAUCCCCUCCUUACCAGCCCUGUCAGAAUCACCUAAUGGAAAAGGCAAUCUACCUGUCACCACCUCAGCACUGCCUGCACUUUUGGAAAAUGGAAAAACAAAUGGGGACCCAGAUUGUGAAGCCUCUGCUCCCACGCCAACUCCGAGCUGCCCGGAGGAGAUUAGCCAGGAGACAAAGGCCAAGAUGGAAGAAGGAACGUACAAUAAGAGAUACCAGGAAGAUCUAAAGAAAACCAAAGAGCUUCAAGGCCUAAAAGACGAUGAGGAAGAACAGAAGAACGAGGGUCCCGAGGAUCCUGAAGGGGCCGAAGAAACUGAGGAAGAGGAAAAGGGUCCGGGAAGCAGCAAACUUGAAGAACUGGUUCACUUCUUACAAGUCCUGUAUCCCAAACUGUGUCAGCACUGGCAAGUCAUUUGGAUGAUGGCUGCAGCGAUGCUGGUCUUGACUGUGGUGUUGGGGCUGUACAAUUCCUAUAACUCUUGUGUGGAGCAGACCGACGGGCCCCUUGGAAGAUCCACUUGCUCGGCAGCCCAGAGGGACUCCUGGUGGAGCUCGGGACUCCAGCAUGAGCAGCCCACAGAGCAGUAGGAAAGCUGACCUCCAGCUAGGGCCCUGCUCU
Messenger RNA from Miniopterus natalensis, 2911 nucleotides. RefSeq names its product inositol 1,4,5-triphosphate receptor associated 1 (gene IRAG1). NCBI's taxonomy places the organism in Eukaryota, Metazoa, Chordata, Mammalia, Chiroptera, Miniopteridae. The record is from RefSeq and is a predicted model, not a curated record.